AUGACGAAGCGCGCGACGCGCGCGGCGAAGCGCCGCGACGUCUCCCCGCCGUCGCCGUCCUCGGAGCAAGACCUCAGCUUCGGCGACGUCCACGACGGCGACGGCGACGCCCCCACGGGCGAAAAGUCGAUAAAGGACGUCCUGAGGCAGCUCGACGCGCGCGCGGACGCGACCGUGGAGCGCGCGGCUCUGAGCAUGAACGUCGUCGCCGAGGACGCGGAGGAGGCCGCGACCGACGCGCGCGAUCAAGCCGCGGGCGCGAUCGCGCACUGCAAGAAAGUCCUCCUCGGCCCCGCGCGCUCGGUCGUCGCCGACCUCACCGCGCGGAGCGAGUCGCUCCUGGACGUCUUGAAAGAGACGAUCGCGGGUACCGAGCGCGAGCACGCCAAGGACGCCGCGGCGCUGAAAGAAGAGCUCUUCAACCUCGCGGACGCGGUCGGGCUCCGCGCGGUCAGCGACGUGUACUCCGAGGGGCAGCGCGCGACGCUCGCGGACGAGAGCUUCUGA
Molecule: messenger RNA, 507 nt
Organism: Micromonas pusilla CCMP1545
Lineage: Eukaryota; Viridiplantae; Chlorophyta; Mamiellophyceae; Mamiellales; Mamiellaceae
Exons: 1
Coding region: 1-507 (168 amino acids)
Source: RefSeq, a predicted model, not a curated record